Molecule: messenger RNA, 1106 nt
Organism: Lolium rigidum
Lineage: Eukaryota; Viridiplantae; Streptophyta; Magnoliopsida; Poales; Poaceae
Product: p21-activated protein kinase-interacting protein 1-like
Exons: 3
Coding region: 48-1025 (325 amino acids)
Molecular function (GO): protein binding
Source: RefSeq, a predicted model, not a curated record
CCCUUCAGGCGGCGGCGGCGGCUCUCGCUUCUUCCCCUCCGUCUCCGAUGGCUCUCAUCGCCGGAUCCUACGAGCGCUUCAUCUGGGGCUUCUCCCUCAAGCCCAUCACCGCCACAUCCCCCUCCUCCUCCGACGGAACCCUCGCCCUCGCCCCGCUCUUCUCCUACCCGGCCCACGCGGGGCCCAUCCGCUGCGUGGCGGCCGCGCCGCGCGCGGGGCUGGCGGCCUCGGGCGGCGCCGACGACUCCGUCCGCCUCUACGACCUGCCGACCGCCGCCGACCUCGGCCCGCUCCUCGACCCCUGCGCCGCCGUCUCCGCGCUCGCCUUCCACUCCAUCGGGCCCGUGCCCCGCAACCUCCUCGCCGCCUCCGACGACGGCCUGCUCCACCUCUACGACGCCGACGGCUUCGCGCUCCUCAGCUCGCUCCGCGUCUUCCCGCGGGGCCGCGAGGCCGCCGACGCCGUCGCCGUGCACCCCUCCGGCCGCGUCGCGCUCGCCGUUGGCCGCGCGGGGGGGCUCGCCAUGCUCAACCUGCUCCGCGGCCGCCGCAGCUUCGCCUGCCGCCUCGAGCGCCCCGCGUCGGCCGUGGCUUACGCUGAGGACGCUGCCGGCGGGGACCGAUUCGUGAUGGCCGCCGAGGAGAAGGUCACCGUGCAUGACUCCGAGGACGCCAGGAUCAUCCAUGAGAUGCGCUGCGACAAGAGGGUGCUCGCCUUCGCCCCUGCAAAGAAUGGAGUACUUUACACUGGAGGCGAGGAUCGUGGUAUUACUGCUUGGGAUCUGUCCAGCGGCAAGGUUUCAUCGCGCAUUGAGGGCGCUCAUUCAACUCGAGUAAAAGGGAUUGUCGUUUUCGAUAACAGGAAUGACGGGUCUGAACUGAGCACCCUAGUUGCUUCGGCUUCAUCCGAUGGCGUCAUAAGGAUCUGGGAUGCCCGGAUGACUGGAAACGAGAAGCCUACUCCAUUGGCAGAGGUCAACACAAAAGCAAGGAUAACAUGUCUUGCUGGGUCAUCAUUGAAAUGAUUUUAGGAACAGAGACGUGAGUUAAAGCAUCAAAGUGGGCUACCAGUUUUGUAAUGUUUAGUUUAGUCCCUGUAGAGGGCU